Molecule: messenger RNA, 1473 nt
Organism: Coccomyxa subellipsoidea C-169
Lineage: Eukaryota; Viridiplantae; Chlorophyta; Trebouxiophyceae; Coccomyxaceae
Product: glycoside hydrolase
Exons: 11
Coding region: 1-1473 (490 amino acids)
Biological process (GO): carbohydrate metabolic process
Molecular function (GO): beta-glucosidase activity
Source: RefSeq, a predicted model, not a curated record
AUGCACACGCCUGUGACAGCUUCCCCGGAUCACAGCAGGCGCAGCUUUGACUCCGAUGAAGAGCUUGGCAGGAACACUGUGGGCGGUCAGGACUGGGAGUUUCUGGUGGGGACAGCCAUCAGCGUGUACCAGAAUUCAGGCGGUGGGGGCAACAACUGGUCGGAGUUUGAGAAUCAGACCACCCGCUUUGGCCAGCCCACCAUCGAGGGCGGUCAGAAGUGUGGGAAGAGCAACAACUUCUGGGAUUUCUAUGAGGAUGACAUCAAACGCGUUGUGAGCCUGCAGUCAACCUGUUUUCGUCUGUCACUGGAGUGGAGCAGGAUUGAGCCAGAGGAGGGGAAGAUCGACAUGGAGGCAGUAAAGCAUUACCACGACAUCUUUGACUGUCUCCUGAGGAACAACCUGAAGCCGAUUGUGACGCUGCAUCACUUCGUGCACCCUUUGUGGUUUGACAAGAAGGGAGGUUUCACAAACGAGGCCAACAUUCCCUACUUUGUCAACUUCUGCCAGACAGCAUUCAAGGAAUACCAUGAGAAGGUUCACCUGUGGAUCACCUUCAACGAGGCAAAUGUCAUGGCCUUCUGUGGGUGGCUGUAUGGCCAAUUUCCGCCCGCCCUCUUUGGCAAUUUCAAGCUGGCCGGUCGCCAUCUGCUCACCCAGUACCGCUCGCACUCUGCUGCCUACAAAGCCAUGAAGGCUCUGCCAGGUGGCGCCAAGUCGCGCAUCGGCAUCGUGCACAAUGUGAUGCGCUACGAGGUGCUGCGUCCAGAGGCGUUCUCUGCGCGCUGGGUCAUUCCCGUAGUGGAGUGGCUCAACCGGGUGUGGGCUACGGAUCUAACUCUCGAUUAUUUCCGCACCGGCCACUUCUGCUGGCAGUCGCCGUGGGCGGCCCCUUACACGGCGCAGGACGAGGUCCCCGGCCUGGACUUUGUCGGGAUGAAUUACUACGGCAAGGUGUCCAUUGAUUGGAGGUACCAGUCUGCAGCGCUGCCUCCAGGUGUCAUGACUGACAUGCCCUUCCAGCUCGAUGCUGUGGGCAUCUAUGAGGGCCUGAAGCUGAUGAGCACGUUGAACAUGCCGGUCUACAUCACGGAGACGGGCAUAGCGGACGCCAAAGGCGACCGCCGGCCCCUCUGGCUACAGACCUACAUCCCCGAGGUUGAGAGGGCGGUGCGCGACGGCUAUGACGUGCGCGGGUUGAUGUACUGGACGCUGGUCGACAACUUUGAGUGGGCGCACGGCUUCAGCAUCAAGUUCGGGCUGUACGAGUGGGCGCCGGGUGACGGCAGCAAGCGCGUGCCGCGCGCGGCCACGCCGCUGCUGGCCGGCAUCUUCCGCGAGCUGCCGGCCCAAAUGCGCCGCGCCCACGCGCGCGCCAUCAAGGAGCGCCCUUUCAAGAAGCCCGCCGCCCCUCAGCCGUCGCCUCAGUCCGUGCUGGACGUCCGGCCUCUCGACGCCAGCCACAACGUUUGA